Brenthis ino (lesser marbled fritillary) is the source of this 252-nucleotide messenger RNA. NCBI's taxonomy places the organism in Eukaryota, Metazoa, Arthropoda, Insecta, Lepidoptera, Nymphalidae. The record is from the annotation of a GenBank genome assembly.
AUGUACGACUGCACAGCCGGAGGUCCUGGGUUCGAGUCCCGCGUUGGCCCAAGAUUAGUUAGUGAGUCUUUCUGUAUAGUAAGCCGGAGUUGGGAAGUUGACGGUGUUUCACCCCCAUGCCACGGAGAGCAGGUAAAGACGUCGGUCCUGCGCCUUAACUAUCACUGGUCGUGUCGAGCAGUCGUCCCACCAGAGUAUGAGAGUGACAGGAAUAGAGAGUGCACUUGUCUCUGCGCGUACAUUUGUGCACUA